AUGGCUUCCUUAUCGUACACGGAAGCCGAGGCUUCAGAGACCGAGGCCAAGCACUUGCUCCUUCGACAGGUCGCCAAAGAUGUCACCGUUCGACUCUCGGAACCGCUGCAGGUAGCAGAAAGCAAGUUGCACACCAAUUUGCUCUCAGUGUCCAACGUCGAUGGCCUUGCCUUUGCCGUUACCAACUCCGGCUUUUCCGUCAUCAAGCUGUCCGAGCUCAGAUCCUUCUUCAAGUCUGCUGUUCGCAACACUACGCCAACCUUCGACCAACCAUUACGAUCAUUAGACACGAACGCACUCAGCUCCAUUGCAUCAACACCAACCUUCAUCAGCUCUGCCAACAAUCACAGUUCUGUCUUGGUCGGCUUUCAGAAUGGUGUCAUCGCCGCAUGGUCGGUUUCAGGUCUCGUCAACGGAACCAAGCUCGAACCUCUCUUCACCCUCCAGCCACCGUCACCUGGCCUCUCUCUGAUCGACCUUGUGCCCAAUCCUUCUGAUCGCCCGGAACUCGCAGUGGCUCUUUACCGACAAGAUGGCACACCUGGCGUCAACUCCGGCACCCCCAUCAUGGUGAAUAUCAGCUCCGGUUUCUUCGGUGCUCAACUUGAUGCGACAGGCUCCCGCGCUACAGCCGUUUGCUGGUCGGUCAAGGGUAAGCAAAUCGCGGUUGGUCUCCAAUCCGGCGAAAUUGUCCAGAUCACUCCAGAGGGAGAACGCAAAGAUUGCAUCACCAAGCCUUGGUCUUUGGAAGGGUCAUACUACGUGUCAGACCUUCGCUGGCUCGAGAACCACGUUUUCGUUGCAACGUACAAUCUACCAUCUUCAGGAUCUCCCGACGAUGACCCGGAGCACUCGUACAAAGUCUACACCAUCCUCCGCGAUACCAAGGCAGGACAGAUCACCUUUGCCAAAAUGCCUCUGGAUCCAGCCCCACCAUACGGAGACACAUCUCGUCCAGGCACCCGUUACACAGCAUGGCUCAAAGGAUGGGAGCCCUCCAAACAUCUCGUCUUUGUCGCCAGUGGACCAAGCACUGAUGUCGGUCUCGUUUCUUGCUCUUCCACUGACGCAGGCGCAGCAGCUUGGUCCACCGUAGAGCUCGAAGAGACGUCCAAGCCGAUCUUGCCUUUUUCAUCUGUCGACGAGUCAUCCGAUACUGCCCCUAUCGCCAUCGACUUCGACCUCACCUCAACAGAUGAAGUCGAUGAUCCAAACGCAGUCGCUCGCGGUGAUAGCAACACUACGCUGCCUGCUGUUCCCAUACUUUACGUGUACACAUCGGAUGGCGUACUGCUAGCCUACAACGUCAUCAACACACUGGGUCCCUUCCAAGGCAUGGUCAUGCCUUCGACCACUCCAGCCGCAGCCCCCACUUCCACCCCUUCGUCCGCGACUACACCAGCAACUAGCACCCCUGCUCCCGCUCCAUCAACACCGAGCCAGCCCAGCUCAUCCACGCCAGCAUUGGGAUCCACCUCUGCCUUCGGCCAACCAUCUGCCUUUGGUCAGACAUCAGCGUUUGGCGGCACAAAGUCUGCUUUUGGAUCUGCGGCACCUGCAUUCGGUCAAUCGUCAGCAUUUGCACCACCUUCAGCCGCCUCGACUACAUCACCAGCCUUUGGCUCAGCGUCAAAGCCGAACAGUGGCUUCGGAUUUGGUGCAUUCAGCGAUGGAGCUGGCAACGGCAAGCCUGCAUCCGCAUUCGGUUCCACCGGCUUUGGAUUCGGAUCUGCAUCAAAUGCCGGCAAGGAUAGCGCAACUCCCCCGCCUGCGCCUGAUAGUACGGACAAGGCUGCAUCGACGACAGCGACUGCAACACCGUCAAGGUCGACUUCCGCAACCAGUGGUUUUGGGGCAAAAUCGGCCGCGUCUGCUUUCGGAUCGCCUUCUCCCGCUCCGACUCGGACCUCUUCGACUGGAGCAUCAGCUUUUGGCACCACCUCGGCAUUCGGUCAGGCAGCAGCAGCCAAACAAGCCUUCGGUCAAGGCUCGGCAUUUGGUCAGACGUCAGCUCCAGCUUUCGGUUCGUCAUCCGGCUUCGGAAGUACAUCAGCCUUUGGCUCCACCUCUGCUUUCGGCUCUACUUCUUCUUUCGGCUCUACUCCUGCGUCCGGGUCUGCAAUGUCUUCUCCCUUCGCAUCAAAGACCACAAACAACGCGCAGCCAAGCUCAGGCUCGGCAUUUGGCGCGUUUGGCUCGUCGACCAGCAGUUCGGACAGCAAGACUACCUCCAGUGGGUCUGGUUUCGGUGGCUUUGCGGCAAAGUCCGGCAGUGCUUUCGGCUCAGCUGCCAGUCCAUCUUCAACUUCUUUGUUCGGUAGUGGAGGCAAGUUGGAUAGCAAAGGAACAGAAGCGCCAAAAGGCCUCUUUGGCUCGUCCAACUCCGGUUUGCAAAAUGCCCCAGCUUUGGGCUCGUCAGCUUCGAGCUUUGGCCAGGGAUCUUUCUCCGCAUUUGCAGCUAACAGGGCCACGGAGGAUAAGGAGGCGAAGAGCAAAGGGCAAGAGUCAGCUGGCAAUGGCAACAAAGACUCAGGUAGUUUCUCCUUUGGCGGACUCGGAGACAUGCUCGGCAGCAACGACUCGGCUUCGUCGUCUCAAUCGCAGUCCAAACCGGCAGCGCAGUCCGAGAAGAAGGCUGACGGUACCACGACUCCAGACUCGGGCGUCGACUCGACUGUACAGACACCAAAAAGCGAGGCUGCCUCGAAGCCCUUCUCUUUGAACCCAUCGGCGACCUCUACCAGCAGUACCACCGCCCAGGAUGCUUCGAACAAAGGCGCUCAAGGGGCAAAGGCAACCUCGCCUCCCCAACCUCAGCCAGCCUUCAGUUCUCUCAAACCGGGCUUGAAUGCGAGUGCCAGCUUUGGCAGUCAGCCCUUCUCCUUUGGCAACAACAACAAGGCGAGCCCGCACUCUCCUGCACCGAACGAGACACCUUCAACCGAUGCGCCUGCUGCUCAGUCGAAGGAUACGUCAGCAAACGAGGAGGGUCGGAAGAACGACUUCGGAUCCUCUGACUCCGAUGCAGCAAAGAAGUCCGCUGAGCCGAGCAAGCCAUCUUUCAGCUUCUCUGGCGCUCCCGCAAAAGCGGCUGACCCGCCCGCAUCGUUCUCAUUCAACCCUGCCGACAACAAGGCAGCGAUCGCUGGUCAAGACGGCAAAGCGAAUGCAAAGUCCGCAUCACCUGCCCCCUUCUCCUUUGCACCCUCAGCGAAGCCUGCCGAAAACACUGCUGCCUCCUCCUUGUCUGGAUUUGCAGCAUCUUCUCAGACCAAGUCCGACAGUGAGCAGGCAAAGGAGGCGCCAGCACCAACAGAGACGCAAAAGCCUAGCUUGACCUUCUCCUUUUCCAACAACACGGGUACUGCACAGACAUUGUCAGCUGCGAAACCGUCAGGCUUUGGUGGCUUUGCAGGGUUCUCGACGCCUGCAGCUUCAAACGCAUCCCAGAACAAGGAUGCGCCUGCAUUCUCGUUCGGCAAUCUCAAUAAGUCCGUGGCUUCGCCCACAUCUGGUGCUGUCCCGUCAGCUGAGCCCAGCGAAAAGACAGCACCGGCAAGUGCUGCUGCGUCUGCGCCAGCGACUGCGAAAGCGACGCAAGCAUCCGCGCCAGCCGGCUCCGGCUCAUUCCUUGGCAUCAACUCGAGCGCACCCAGGAGCAGCUCGCCCCUCGCUUCUGCGCCUGUGACCAGCUCGGACGAGACUUCAAAAGGCUCACUUGGGGAGCCAGGUGCACCUGCUGCAAGCACCAACAAACCCUUCUCAUUCCAGCAAGAUUCUUCAAAGCCCGUUUUCGGCUCAUCAGGCUUUGGUGCAAAGCCCGCUGCUGCUGUCCCUGCUUCGGCACCCGUCCCUUCUUUCGACGGGUUUGGUGCUGCGAAGGCAAUGCAACCGUCCGACACCGCACCAAAAGCUCAGACGCUGGCACCUGCCAGCAAGAGCGCAUACGUGCGUUCAGGCAGUCCUCUGGUUGCUGGUCGUACACCUCAGUUGUCUUCAGCAAACAAAGACGGACCAGCCAAGGUGACCGAAAGUGGACUUCAGGGCGAGUUCCUCAAGGCGUAUCUCGUCUUGACGCAGGAACUCGAAGUUCUUCGCUCGAACGUCGACCAGUGCGCUGCUUUUUUGGCCGAUCUCCGUGCUCCGACGGGACGUGCGCAUACAGUGGAGGACUUUGCCGAUUCCUCCAAGUGGUCGUUCGGUGAUCUGCCCAAGAUGCUGAUCUUGGCCAAGUCGCUCAAGCCACUCACCCAACGCAUCGAGGACGAAGCCGCCUCGCACAAACGCAAAGUGGCAGAGCUGCAAAGUCUUCAGCUCAAGGCCGAAGCUAAGCGCGAAGAGGUGGCACGUUUCAUCCGCGCCCGCAGCGAUCCUGAAUUUGCCAAGAUGAUUCGCAUUCGACAACUCGGGCCCGAACAUGUCGAGAACCAGAACAAGCUGCGCAAGGCAAGCCAAGUCGUUCGAGACCGCAUCUUCGAGCUCGAGGAGUACCUUGCUGUACUGAAGGACAAGCUGCAGCAUGCCAAGGCUGGUCGUGCUGCCCUCAAGGCGCCCAGCUUGGAUUCUGUUGCAAGGGCUUGCCGCAACAUCACUGCACGUACGACAGCUGUGACGCUGGAGCUUGACAACCUGGCGCUCGAAAUGGACCUCAUGAGGCCAUCAGACCAGUUUCUUUCGUCUAGGGAGCCUAGCCGUGCGCUAUCACGCUCUGUCUCAGUAGUCAGUGGCAUCGAUGAAGGUGCUGCGCUCAAUGACGUGAGCAGUCUGAUGCAUACACUUCCUGCAGCUACGACGAUCAGGUCUGCAGAUGAAAUCACUCGAGCGGAGAGGAUCAAGAGCGAUAGUAUUGACGUCUUCCUCAAUGCUCGUCAAAAGCCUGCCCUCAAUACCCGCGCUUUUCCUACCUCGCAGCGUUCGCAGAGGAAGACGACUACACCGAUGCAAGGUUCAGACCUUCAGAUUGCUUUUGCUAAGGGACCUGUCCAUCUCGGCAAGCGUCAAUCUUCUGCACCAGCUGCGCCAUCUGCGGCAGCACCACCUAAGACUUCUGCGCCUGCGUCACAAGGUCAAGCGACAGUGCCAUCUGCGGUGCGGUCAAAACCCGCAGCGGACCAGUUUGCAUCAGCUGGAAAGACUGUACCUGUUCCCAUGCUUUCAAACCCUCCCCCACCACCGGCCUCCUCUGCUACGACCGCUACCGCAACAAAUGGUGCUCCACCCCGCUUUGGCUUUCCUGCAUCGCCUGGCCCGAAAUCCAGCGCUUCUGCAGGCCCCGCAAUAGCAACCCAAGCGGCUGCACCUGCCCAAGCUCAAAAGCCAGCGGUUCCUCCCACACCUCUCAGCUUCGGCGGGUUCGGCACUCCGGCUGCUGCUUCUGCAAAGUCCGUGUCACCACCAUUCGCUUGCUUCGGUUCUUCGCCUGCUGUUUCUCUUGCGUCUUCAACCGCUGUGCCAGCGGCCUCAGACAUUGAGCCCUCUGCUUCUGCAACCCCCUUGAACUUUGGCAGCUUCGGUGCGCCAGCUGCUGCCGCGUCUCCAAAACCCGCAGGCAGUCUUUUCACCGGAUUCGGCAAUACACCUGUUCCUGCCUCAGGCACUACCACGACUGCCGCACCAGCAGCUCCAGCUGCAAAGUCACCUGCGCCUUCACCGUUGAACUUAGGCGGCUUCGGCCCGUCCACCGUUGCUGCAGCCAAGCCGUCGGCAGCGCCCUUCAGCGGCUUCAGCUCCUCCUCUACGCCGGCGAUGAGCCAAAACCAGAGCAAGCCUGCGUGGACUCCUGCGUCCGCACCUACGACAAACCCCGCACCGGUCUCAUCUCCGUUCGGUGGUGCCAAACUCUCUGCAAUCAACUUCGGCAAGCUCAACACCAUGCCUGCUGACAUGUUCGAUCUGCCCGCAGAGGAAGACACACAAUUCCAGCCAGGAGGACGCGCGCCAAGCUCCAGUCCCAGCACAAUCCGCUCUUCGCACACCAAGUCCAAGUCAAGAGGUGUCGCCGUCGCACUCCCUCCUGCUAGCAGUACUGGUGGUGCGGAUGCAAUCGCCGGCUCAAAAAACGCCAAUGCGGCAGCUCCUACCAAGGCGGCCUCCGACUUCUUCGCCCAGCCUCUUGCGCCUAAGCCGAAAGAAAUGGCAUCGGGCGUGAACUCAACACCUGCCUUCAAAGGCUUCAGCGGAUUCGGUACUAGCGCGAACAAGGAUGCACCAAAGAGCGAUGCUCCUGACCCUGCUGCAAGCGCAAAGCCUUCUUUCAACUUUGGCGAUCUCGGCAAAAGGGCCGAAACACCGGCUGCGACCUCUUCGUCUGCAGAACAGAACCAGGCAGCCGCUGGUGGCUUCUCCUUCGCCAACUUUGGCAAGAAGGAGACCACGGGUCUAGCUACGUCGGACCAAACGAAGCCAGCCACCACCGGCUUCAGCUUUGGCGACCUUGGCCAGAAGGACGUCGCCCCUUUGAGCACAACUCCUUCCGCUAAGCCAGAGUCUGGAUCAUUCAGCUUUGCCAACUUUGACAAGAAGGAGACGACCUCGCCGGCUAGCUCGUCUGCUCAGUCUUCGCAGCCCGCGACCCCUAGCUCCAGCUUCGCUCCUGCUGCUGCUGUUGCCAAACCAGCCACGGGGAGCAGGGCCGAGGCCCAUGCUGCGGAAACAAAGGACAAGGACGACAAGGAUAAGGAGAGUGCUGAGGACAACGAGGUUGCCAAGGAAGAUGAAGACUUCAAGGACAGCAAGGCGGAUGGGAACAAGGACGAACCAAAGACUGAGGAGCCUGGUGAGGGCAAGGAGACGGUCAAGGGCGAGGAUGCUAGGGUCGAGGAUGUCAGGGACAAGGAUGCCAAAGACAAGGCAUUGCCCGACCCGAACUCCUUCACGUUCUGCAAGCCAUCCGAGCCGAGGAACAAGGAACCAUUGACAGAGCAAGCCUCGUCUGAGAAGAAGGAUCCGGCUGCUGCUACUCCUGCUCCUCCGUCCUCAUCCGCCCCCGCUGCCAAGUCGACACCUUCUUUUAGCUUCGGCACUCCUGCGCCCGCAGCCAGCUCAGAGAAGGGAAGCGCAGAGCCAGCAAAGUCUGACUCGAAGCAAGCGGAGGUAAUCAAGGCUUCCGCAGCCAAGGAAGCGUCAGACAGCGACAAGCCGGCCGGAGACUUUAGCUACCCACCCAAGCCCAAAGCCGAUGAGAAGUCUUCCACUUCAUCCACAUCCAGCACUGCCUCAGCAUUCAGCUUCGCACCCAGCAAGCUUGACCCCUCUGCCUCGCAGACUGCUUCUGCAUUUGGUGCAUUCAAGUCUAGCCCCGGUUUUGGCUUCGGGGCAUUCUCCAAGCCCACCAAGUCCAACACGGCUGGAGAGUGCAGCGCUACUAAGUCGGCGCCUGCGUUCAGCUUCGCUCCCAAAGCGAAUGCCUUCAGCUUCAACCCGCAAGCGAACAAGCCAGAUGAAGCACUCAAGACGGCCUUCGGUAGCGUUUCUGCAUUCGGCGCUAUUGGAGGAGGCAAUUCCUCCAGCCCUUCUACACCCGUCAAGUCGGAGGAAGGUGCGGCUAUGUCAGCUUUCAGCUUCAGCGGCGGGGGCGGAUUUGGCGCAUUUGCAUCGAGCAACAAGACUUCAUCUUUUGCUAGUGCUUCUCCACCUGCGAAGAAGGAAGAUGCGGGUGACAAGAGUGGUGCAUCCUUGCUUUCGAGGCUUGGCGGUGCGCCUACACGAGCUGCUUCCGAGUCUGGUGAUGAGGAAGAGGAUGAGGAUGAUUACGAGGACGAAGAUGAGGAGGAGGACGAAGAUGAGGAGGACGAAGAUGAAGAGGACGAAGAUGAAGAGGACUACGAGGACGAGGAGGAUUACGAAGAUGAGAAUGAAGACGACUAUAAAGACGAAGAAGAUGAUGAAGAGGGUAGGAAUCAAGAUGAUGUGGACAGCGGUUCCGGCCACGACGAUACCAGCGCUGACAACACGCUCGAUGAGAGCGCUGUUCACGUUAGCAAAGCUGAUGCUCAGGAGCCAGGUGGAGAUCAAGCCUCGGAUGAACAUGAGGACGAGGAUCAAGAGAAUGAGGACGGUGAGGAAGAUGAGGACGAGGAAGAAGGCCUGUCCGCCGUUGAGGAAGAGCCGGAAGAAGAAGAACAGGCGGCUGCUGAGGAGCAGAAGAAGGAAACCACAGACGAGAAGGAUUGA
Molecule: messenger RNA, 8172 nt
Organism: Ustilago hordei
Lineage: Eukaryota; Fungi; Basidiomycota; Ustilaginomycetes; Ustilaginales; Ustilaginaceae
Exons: 1
Coding region: 1-8172 (2723 amino acids)
Molecular function (GO): protein binding
Source: RefSeq, a predicted model, not a curated record